Musca domestica (house fly) is the source of this 7317-nucleotide messenger RNA. It is a transcript of the gene corto, whose product is annotated as centrosomal and chromosomal factor. The record is from RefSeq and is a predicted model, not a curated record. Lineage: Eukaryota; Metazoa; Arthropoda; Insecta; Diptera; Muscidae. The coding region runs from base 2813 to 4744 and encodes 643 amino acids. The transcript is spliced from 4 exons.
GAGCAUAAUAGACAAUUAUCCGAUGGGUCAGUGAAUGUGAAUUAUCUAGAUUUUGCAGAUUGGCGUUGAAUAUACAAAUCAAGCUCCUCUCCAUUCCUAAUAGAAACCGGACUAUAUUCUAAACAUAAGGAAAGAGAUGACACUAUUUUGUUUGAGCAAAAUGUAGCGCAAACACGACGGAAAUGAGCAAACCAAUGACACUAAUUCGUUGGAACGAACGAACGAACAAACGCAUACAACAACAGCAGCAGCAAUAAAGCCAAUAAAAAAGUAUAAUAUGAAAAUUAAAGAGAUAUCCCCCCUCUCCGCCAGUACAAAUUAGUAUAUGAUCCCCCGAAAAAACAUUAAACAUAAUGUGGGGGAAAUCCCCAUGCCGAAUCGAAUAAUACCACACUGUUUUGCGAAUUCUUUAGAUGGAAAUUAAAUGGGCUUUUCAUUCACUGCAAUGCAAGCAUAAACUCAGUUUUCGGAAUGUUUGUUUGAAGUGCUAGAAAGAGAAGAAUGCUAAACAUAUGAUUUUGACACAACAAAAACAGCACAGCAGCAAACAUUGUCUACGACAAUUUACAACAGUCCAAAAAAAAAUAUAUCAGCAACAACAUCCAUUUCCACUACCGGCAACAUCGCUCAACAAAUUCCGUACGAGUUGGAGCCGAGCUGAUGGUUAUUAGUGUGAACAACAUGUGAAUGUGUGUAGGUAACGGCUGCAGAAAAACAUAUGAUUAUCGGUCGGGGCGCAUUGAGAGCAGUAUCAGACAAUACAACUGAGAGACCCUUUGUUUGGGGGAUUUUCUUCGUCAACGCCGCCAUUCAUGGCACAUGGAGAGCUAAAAAAAAAAACAGGUAAAGAACGUGUGGUGUGUGUGUGCGAACAAACAAAAUUUCAUAUGCUGUAAAUGUUUGACGUUGACAGCUCAGUCAGUUGAGAGAGCUCGUACGAUAAAGACGCCUUUACGUUUGUUAGAACGAUAACAAGACGCCGUAAAUUACAAGAAGAUAAGAAACAGUUAUGAAAUAUUUAACUAUUUCCCAUAAACAAUAAUAGCAACAACAACGCGAAGAGCUCGAAACAGAAACGCGUUAAAUUUCUACCAUAACAAAAUAAUAAAUUAUUUUUAUAUCUGUGACAAACAACAAGAAUCCCAAAAAAAAAAAAGAAAAACAAAUUCAUUUGACAACUAAUUGUGAUAUUUAAAAAAAAGAAAGAAAUUGAUAAAAAAAUACAACAAAUUUGGAAAAUCCCAAAACACAUCCAGAAGCAAGGAAAAAUCAAGUCAAGACCUUAAAAAGCGUCUUAAAAAAAUUAGUGAAAAUUACAAAGAAAUAAAAAAAGAAACAAAACAGUUGUUUUUUUCUGUGAGAGAGCCAACAAGAAGAGCGAGAGAGAAACAUAUAAUUGUGUGUGUGUCAGUUAAUUGAGUUAAUUGAAAAAAUCACUCAAGAGAGCAACAAACUACUCAUUUGCCUUGAGUGAAACUUACACAGUGCGCGAGCGAAACAGAGAGAGUUGCGCACAUGCUCAUGAGAAUUGCCUAAAACUCUCAUCGGUCCGAAAAACUGCUCUCGCCAAGUGAGCCGCAAUCAUCUCAGCAACGCCAUCACAACGCAAUUUUAUGUUAAACGCUUACAACGUAACGCAUUCGAAGCAAUUUAACGUCUCUGUUUCUUCGACUGCUCCAUAACGUUAAAGCUGCUCGUGGUAAACGGACGGACAAUAAUUACCGUAAUUUGUAAAAAAAAAACAGACACAAGAACUAAUCUCAGCAAAAGAAAACGCCCGUUCAGAAGUUUGAACCCAAAAAAAGAAACACUGAAACCAACUACAUUUCUGCCGUCGCGUCGUCUCUGUAAAGCAGCUUCUUUUGUAAAUUUCAAAAAAAAAAAAAACAAAACUAAAUUCUUAAGACUGAAUUCAUAACAAAAAAUAAAAAAAAAAUAAAAUUAUAAAAAAAUUCCCUAAUUUUUUAUAAUAAUAACAAAAAAAAAAAAAAACAACAACCAUAAUAUAAAGACUGAUUAAAACUAUAUUAAACAAAAACAAGAAAAAAUAACCAAUACAACAACAAAACAAAAUAUAAUUUAAAAUACGGGUCUAAUACAAGCAAACAACAACAAGGAGAAGUAAUAAAACAACAGCAACAACAACAAAUUCACAUAGAAUACCUGCUAAAUAAAAGAAAGAAUAAAAAUAGAAAAAAAUCAAGUUACAUAUUUUACACUUUCAUGGAUUAACGUUCCUGCUACUACGACAACAACAAAAACAACAACAAAUUUAAUCAAUAUUAUUAUUCAACAAUAAAACAAAAUUUAAAAAAAAAAAUAAUAACAAAUCAUAAUAAUCCGCCUAUUAACCAAUAAAAAAAAUAGCAAAGCCUAUAUAUAUAAUAGCCCUGUGGAUUACCUAUAUUAUAUAUAUAAAAUUUGUUCAAUAACACAACAACAACUACUACAACAACAACUAUCAACAAAAAAAUUACAAAAGCUUGGAUUACCAGUGCCAAUUUGUUAAUAAAAAAGAAGUAUCACAAGAAAACAUAAAAAAAUACAUCCUCCUACUCCACCUCCUCCUAUUCCAAAAAAAGAGAAUAACAAAAACAAAAGAAAAUAUAUAUCACUAAAUAUGUUUUGAAACAUAAAAUGAAUUAAGUGUAACUCAAGUGUCAGUGUUAAAUGUCCACUAUCACCAGCGAUUCGCUAAAAACGCUGUGAGCUCUUUACCAAUUUGACAAGCUACCCUUGUUCCUAGGAAGGGGUUACCCGUCAUUUUUGUCAGCUCAUCGUAGCAGCAGCAGCAGCUUUACCAGCCAGCAACAUGACUAUGGCCGCCUGUUAUGCCAAUUAUGACAUGGCCUCCCUGGCCUCUCAUAGCUUGGCCCAGACACAAACCGCCGCCCUGAUGCACCAGCAUCAUGGCCAGCACCACAGUCAGCAGCAGCAGCAGCAACACCUGUAUCAGCAAAACACCUCCUCAGCGCAUCAUAAUACCCACAGUCAUUACUCACACAAUGCCUCAACGGCAGCCCGGAUGUCAACGAUGGCGGCGUCGGCCCAACAAAGUAGUGUCGCUGCCGCCGCCGUUAAUUCGAUCACCUCCGCCAUUGCCUCCUCCUCAUCUGCAUCAGCGUUAGCCAACGCUACUGCCAGCCAACAACAGCAACAGCAACGUAACCAAAAUGCCUCCAACUCUGCCACAGCAGGAUCAGCCACACCCGCAUCAGUAUCAGCCUCAACACCCGCCUCACAACAAACACCACACAACAGUGCGUCCACGACGUCAACGGCCAAAGACUACUCCAUACCCCUGCAUGUGGACUGCAGUGUGGAAUACGAGCUGCCCAAUCAGCCCAAGCCGCCAGCGGGGCAACGGGUUGAGCCCCUGCUGAUGAUACAUCCCUGUUUUUUCCGUAAAAUUGAAUCGCAGAGGCGUAGUCCUUUUGUGAAUAACAUGCCCACGGCGGCAGCAGCCCGUAGCACAGCGGCUGCAGCUGCGGCCCUAACACACUCCAGCUCCCAGAAUUCAGUGGUGACGUCGUCCUCACGGCGGGCCAGACAAACUCAGGUUAUACAGCAACAGCAGCAGCAACAACAUCACCAACAACAACAGCAGCAGCAACAACAACAGCACCAGCAACGCCAGGCUGUCCAGGCUGCCCAACAGUAUCAGCAACACUUGCAACAGCAACAACUCAGGCAUAGUCAACAAUCUCAGCAACAACAACAGAUGUCACAAAUGUCACAGCAGGCCCACUACCCGGUGGUGGUCAGCCAUCAGCAACAACAACAGCAGCAACAUCACCAGCAAACCUCCAGUAAUGCCAGCAAUGCCUCCUCGUAUCUACGUUCCACACAAAGGGCAACAUCGGUGGCCCAACAGCAACAGCAAAGAUCAAGCCAAAGUCACCUUUUAGUACAACAGCAACAACAACAACAGCAGCAGCAGCAGGCCUCAAGUCAAUGGGAUCAUUUGCUGCCCAAUUGCCCAAUUUCUGCCCGCAGCUCCAUGACGCCAGCCCAUUUGAAUUAUGCCCAACAAAGUUCCGGAAAAAUGCAGAAUGCUGUUGCAGCUGCCGCCGGCAACAAUGUUGGCAAGCGUGAUGCCAUGAUUUCGGGUAGCGGCAUAUAUGGAGCCGCCAGUAAACAACAGCAACAACAACAACUGAACAUGGGCUCUCUGUGGAGUACCGGAGAUACGGCAUCAGUGGCCGCCACCGUUGCCUCCAGCAACUCAGCCAAUGUUAAUCUUAUGAUGGACCGCAGUCCAAUGGCCACAGUUCCUAGCAAUUAUCAGGCUGGUCCUGAGGCAACGCCUCAACUCAACAACAGCAACCAAAGUUCAGCAAAUGCACGCCAUUAUGGCUCAACAAUUGUGCCCAAUUCCCAGCAAAGCCACACCUCGGCCGCAGCAGCAGCGGCGGCGGCGGCAGCAGCUGCUGCAGCCAUGAGCUCACAUCACCAACAACAGCAGCAACAACAGCAACAUCACUCCCAGCACAGCCAACAGCAACAUAGCCAGCUGCAACAACAGCAACACUACUCGGAAAAGAUCAGUGGCAAAUAUCGGCAAUACCUCAGAUCUCAGCGCAUGCAUCCAUAUUUGGCCGCCACCUCAAGUGCCGCUGCUGUGGCAGCUGCGAAUUUGCAACAGACAUUUCCCCAAUUCACGGCCGCCACAGCGGCUGCGGCAGCUGUGGCCGCAACACCAUCAUUCCAGCAUUUGCAACAAAUCUCCUGUUAUAAUGUGUGAUAAAACUGAGCGCCAGAGCCGACGCCGCCGCCGCCUGGUAGGAUGUUGACGAUGACUACGACGAAGCCGUUUUCGGAUGAUAUAGGCUAAUGUUAAUGCUACUACUCCACCUCCGCACUCCCACUCCUCCUUCGCCACACAUGUCUUUAAGUUAUUCAAACGAAAUAUGAAUCCAAAGAAUGAAAAGAUUGUUUUUUUUUUUAAUAAAUAUUAUUCGCAACUCUCUAAGAUAAGGCAGCAGCAGCAUAAGUGAUAUCAAAUGUAACGAGAAGAUGGUACGGAAGGAUCUAUCCAGAAGCUGGGAUCAAGGAAUGAAUGGCAUUGCAAGGCAUUUGGUUGAGGCAUUAGACAAUGGCAUUUAAUCCGACUGUGAAAACAUCUGGGGGAAAAGUUCUUAGAAAGGCUGUACAUAUUAUUAUAUAUAUCUUUAAUGUAUAAGGAAAAAAGCUUUACUUAGUAAAAAAAAACCUAAAAAACACAACAACAACAAAAAAACUCCCCUCUUUAAACUUGAAUACAAAAAACAACAAAAAAGACUCAACUUUUCCCCUCUCAUCAUACAUGUCCACAACCAUGGAAGCAGUUAAAUGCCGACGGAAAAAUGCCAAAGUGCUGAGACAAUGGAAGCCUAGCCUAGUAGAGACGUAGCCCCGUAGCGGCUGAAAUUUGAAUUUAAUUGUUUUUGUUGCUUUUAAGGCGUUAUUGGUGUUGUUGCAACUUUUGAAGAUCCUGCAGAUGACGAUGACAGCAAGUAAGCCAGCAGUAAGAUGCCGCCGUCUACAUUAUCAUGUCUAGCAGAAAAAUAUUAACAAACAAAAAAUUGAAGCCAAACAAUCCCCCCCUCUCCCCUCGAAAUUUCAAGUGGCAUUAUUGUGAUUUUAUUUGUACAAAUUAUAAAAUGUUUAAUUAUUAUAAUUAUUUUUUAUUUUUUGUAAACUAAAAAAUAUUUUCCUCUUAGUUUUUUUAAAUGGAAUUCUGUUAAUGUUUAAAUUUUCUAAAUUUAAAGUAGAAAAAAAAGCAAAUUAAAAUUAUCCUAAAAAAAUUUAAACAAAAAUCUAUGCUGAUUGUUAUGGAAAGAGAAAGAAAACAAAAAUAUAAAUUUUACUUUAAAUAAAUUUCAAAAAAAUAUUUAAGAUCUAAAAAAUACAUACAUAUUUUUUAUUUUGAAAACCACCUACCCCCCUGUCCCCUCCAGAAAAUAUGAAAAAAUAAUUGGAAACUUAUUCCUAACAACCAUAAACAACACAACAUGUUAGCCACAAAAUAAUGCUGUUGGAAAAUUCAAAGUUAAUGCUUAAAAAAACCGAAAAAAAUUAAGAAAAAAAUCAAAAAAAUUACAAGGCAAACGAACAUAUAUAAAUAUUAUUAUAAAACAAGGUAAAAAAAGUAAUUAUUUGUAAAUCUAUGGAAUUAGUUUACAACAUAAAGAAAAACUUAAUAAUAAUAAUAUGGAAAAUAUGAAGGUAAAACAAAACAAUACAAAUUAAUAAUAAUAAUUAUUUAAGCAUAACAAUAAAACAAUUAGACCGACUCAAAGAUAGCUACAAAAUUAAUUAACAAAAAAUUAAAAAAAAGAAAAAAAUGCAUGCAACAACCCAAAAAGACAUAGACAGGCAAAAAGGCAACAAACAACAUCAAUAACAACAACAACAAAAUAUAUAUAAAAAUAUAUAUUUAAAAAAAAAAAAAAAACAAAAGAAAAUACAAACAGAACAUAAACAAACGUAAAACAAAACGUAUGGUAGUGAUAUUUGUUAUAAAAUAAUUCAUUUUUUAGUAAUUAAUUUAAUUUAAAACAAAACAAAACCAAGAAAAAAACAAUAAAAAUUAUAAUAAUGAUAAUGAUAUAUAAAAUAAAAAAAACCCUAAACUAUAUAUUAUAUAUUAAUAAUUAUAAUACAAACUAUAAGUAUAACAACAACAAAUUAUGAAAUUGUAACCCCUCUAUCCACCCCCUCGCCCAUCAAAAACCCUUGAAAAUUAGAAAUCAAAAUUCCAUAAUCAUAGUUUCCCUUUCCUGUCCCUUAAAUAUUGUAAAAUAGCCUAAACUAACCCACCACCUUAACUUAUAUAUCCCCUACUCCUUUCACUCCCAACACCCAACACAAAACUCUCUAUCAAGCUCUCUGUAAACCUUAAACAAGUUUUUUGGCAUCAUUGUAUCUCUUAACACAAAGAAAACAAAAAUAACAUCUCUAAAUUAUUAUACCUAUCCCCCCCCUCACUCCACUCAAAACAAAAAAGAGAACUAUAAUGGAAGAAAAUUAUUGCAAAAUACAAAAAAAAAAAACAACAAAAUCCAUUAGCAUGAAAAGAAUACAAUACAAAACCAAUUAUAAGUAAAACAGACAAAAAAAAAAAAACAAGAAUAGCAAAAAAAAAGAAGAACAACAACAACAUGAAUGCAUAACAAGAGAAAGCAAAGAAUGCAAAAAAAGAAAAGGAUUGAGAGUAAAUAAAAAGAAAAUAAUGUUACAUUUGUCAUAGACGGCCUGGAGAGUGGUAGACCCAAGUCGACCCUCUGCUGACGAUCCUAUGGACAAAACAAACAAAAAAUGUUACCAAAAAUUAAA